Spizellomyces punctatus DAOM BR117 is the source of this 5035-nucleotide messenger RNA. RefSeq lists its product as uncharacterized. The record is from RefSeq and is a predicted model, not a curated record. Gene Ontology annotation, cellular component: cytoplasm. The coding region runs from base 1 to 4953 and encodes 1650 amino acids. Gene Ontology annotation, molecular function: ATP hydrolysis activity; ATP-dependent protein folding chaperone; ATP binding. Gene Ontology annotation, biological process: protein folding. Lineage: Eukaryota; Fungi; Chytridiomycota; Chytridiomycetes; Spizellomycetales; Spizellomycetaceae. The transcript is spliced from 19 exons.
AUGAAUUCCUUUCUCCACCGGGUACAUGCAAUGUCCGGUAAUGAUGAUAUAAACGACGCGAAGAGAAGACUUCAGCAACAACAAGCUACUGAGACUGGUUCGCCUCCUCCAAUGCAGCAAGUAAAGAUUGUCCCCGAGAAGCUGAGCUAUGAUAUACACUCAUGGUCAAGCCAUUCCGCCAGCUACCAUCCCAAACACAUCAUGGUCAACAAGCCCCAAGAUCAGUCUUCGCGCUGGUCCAGCGGUAGCAAUAACCAGCUCCAAUACAUUACGAUAAAACUCGACAAAUUAUCCAUUGUGCACACGAUCACAUUUGGAAAGUAUCACAAGGUCCAUGUCUGUAAUUUAAAGGAGUUUAAAGUAUUUGGGGGACUUUCACCGAACAACAUGAUCGAACUGCUUCACUGCGGUUUACGAAAUGAUAGUGAACCAGAGACCUUCUCGCUAAAGCACAAGGCGAACGACGUGAUAUUCCCAUGCCAAUACAUCAAGAUUGUACCUCUCCUGGCGUGGGGUGCAAACUUCAAUUUCAGUAUAUGGUACGUGGAGCUACGAGGAAUUUGCCAGAGCGAGAUUGUGGAGAAGGCAUAUUGGGACUACAUUAAUUACCGCGAAAAUGAAGUUAUUAGAUUAUGCUUAAAACACUUCCGGCAGCGAAAUUAUUUGGACACGUUUGGAUCACUACAACAGCGGACGCAAUUGCAAUUAGAGGAUCCCCUAUUGACCGAACUACAUCGGCAUUUGGUAAUAAAUGGCGACUUCACCACUGCGGAGGACCUCAUCCGCCAAGCAGCCGAACGAAAUUUGUUCCAGGAUUAUAUCAGUGAAUGCACAUACCGGCCUUUGUGGAAAAAAAUUGUACCGGAAGACUCUGAGGAGGACAGUCCGUGCAUGCGAGGUGGGCAUCAAAUGGCGAUAGAUCCUGACUCAGGGAGAGUGUAUCUGUUUGGUGGAUGGGACGGUUCAAAGGACCUGGCAGACUUCUGGGUAUUUGAUCAAGAUAUCAGGAAAUGGAUCUGCAUUAGUAUGGACACUAGAAGGCAAGGUGGCCCCGGCCCGCGGUCCUGCCACAAGAUUUGCUUCGAUCCAAAAACAAAGCAACUCUACACGUUGGGUAGAUAUGUCGAUCCAGACAGUCGGCCCAAUGUUAAUCUCGAGAGCGAUUUCUGGAGAUUUGAUGUUGCGAGCGGUACAUGGACGCGCAUUAGCAUCAACACUGCGGAAGAAAGUGGCCCGGAGCUGAUCUACGACCACCAAAUGGUGGUAGAUUCCGAUACUCAAGUCUUGUACGUCUUUGGAGGACGGACAAUAGGCCCCGACCCCAAUCAGACCGUUUACUCUGGAUUAUAUGCGUACUCCAUUUCACACAACCAGUGGAGGUUGAUCCGCACUGACACCUCACAACCUGAGCACUCCAUUCAGCUAAAAUCGCGCAUUGGUCAUUCAAUGCUCCUUAAUCCCCGCACUCGGGAACUAUACAUAUUCGCUGGCCAACGAAACAAGGAUUAUCUCUCUGAUUUUUAUGUGUAUGAGAUUGACACGGAUACGGUACAUGAGACCUCGCGUGACUACAGCAAACAGGGGGGGCCAGAUGCUGGUUUUACCCAGCGAGCCACAAUUGACUCGGAUUUAGGCGAGUUCUAUGUAUUGAGCGGGCUCAUGCGCGAGAAGAAUACCACUCAAGAGACGGUCAAAAACUCCUUCUGGGUGUAUAACAUCCGCAAGGACCGAUGGACAAAGGUGUAUCAGAAUGAAAAUACCGGAAGUGCCUAUUGGUCGUCCAUGGCAGAUAAAGAACCAUGUCCACGAUUUGCACAUCAGCUCGUUUACGACCCCAAGCGAAAAUGCCAGUUCUUGUUUGGAGGUAAUCCCGGUGAGAUGGGCAAUCCAAAUUUGAGGCUGGACGAUUUCUGGGAGCUUUGGCUUAUAAGACCAAAUCCCAACGAUGUGCUCAGGCGCGCCAAGUUCCACAUCCGACGCCAGAAAUUCCGAGAGAUGUGCAGCGUAGGAGAUCCAUUAGCUGCAUUAAAAUACUUACAAACUGAAUUGGCGGAGGUGGUGGACCAUUCGGAUGAGCAAGAAAGUCGGGAGUUCCGGGAACUAACGCAAUUUCUGUUCAAUUGGCGACCAAGUGGCUCAAUACCAGCAAUAGGGGGUAGCGGUGGUAUAGGUGCUGUACCGAUGACUUUGAAAGCAUGUGGAGGCGGAUCUGAUACCGGACGGGGAGUGGGAGGACUUGCUACUGGUGUUGGGGUUGGCCCAAGGGUGGGCGGAGUGUUAGACACUGAAACAGGAAACAAUGAGGGGAGCUCUGCAGCGAACAAAAUGUCCGGUGCUGCUGAAGACCCAUAUCAGUCACGCACGGAACUUUAUGAAACACUCCUCGAAUUCUUCCCAGACAGUAUGCGGGAACCGAAAGAUAACUUAGUAGACUUGUCAGUCAUAAAUUACACGGUCACCCAGAUAUCCCGAUUUGAUGUAUACAAUGCAAUGAUUCUCAGAGGACAAGGUAUUGGGAUGCUCUUGCGCAGGAAGGUUCAUCUGCGUCUGGAAGACAUUAAAAACAAACCCAGAGGACUUUCCAUACCGUUCCACUCAUCUUUCCAAGAUUCCUGGAGUGUAUCCGACGCAAUCGCAAGAAAGAUGAAGUUUACUCGCGCAUUGCUCCUGGUUGGGGCGGUGUUGGGCCUCGUUCUACUGACCGUGUCUACGGUUAGCGCCAGUACAUCUGCCGAGGCAGGUGCUCCUUCCGAGGCGAACACCUUGACGCCUCCACCCGGCUUCUCUGUUUUAACUCCUGAGGAAGAAGCAAAGUUGAAGAGUAGCGGAGAAAAAUUCCAGUUCGAGACCGAAGUCAACCGGUUGAUGAAAUUGAUUAUUAACAGCCUGUAUAAAACCAAAGAAAUCUUCCUCCGUGAGCUAAUAUCUAAUGCUUCGGAUGCUUUGGAUAAGAUUCGUUUUCGGAGCCUGACCAGCAAAGAGGCUCUGGGUGACACGACGGAUCUAAAGAUUACCAUAGUAGCCGAUAAGGAACGAAAGACUUUGACAAUUACGGACACUGGGAUUGGCAUGACAAAGGCCGACCUGAAGACGAACUUGGGAACUAUUGCUAAGUCGGGCACCGCCGAGUUCCUCGCAGCAAUUGAGGCACAGAAGAACGAUACCAACCUAAUUGGCCAGUUUGGAGUCGGUUUCUAUUCCGCAUUUUUGGUCGCCGAUCGCGUCACGGUAGUAAGCAAAAACAAUGCGGACAAACAGUACAUCUGGGAGUCAACCUCAGAGAAUGAUUUCAGAAUCAUGGAGGAUCCCAGAGGAAACACUUUGGGGCGUGGAACUCAGAUAACGCUGCAUUUGAAAGAUGAUGAGCUGGAGUACCUCAAUGACUCCAAGAUUCGCGAUCUCAUCAAACGGUACAGCGAAUUUAUCAACUUCCCGAUUUAUCUCUGGACAACACGUACAGAAACAGAAGAGGUCCCCAUUGAGGCUGAGGAAGACACAUCUCCUGAUCUGGACGAAGAAAUCGAAGACGUGACCGAGAAGGAAGAAAAGCCCAAAACAAAGACUGUAACUAAAACUGUUAGUGACUGGGAAUUGACCAACGAGCAUAAACCGAUUUGGACACGUCGUCCCAACGAGGUUGAGGAGAAGGAGUACAAUGAAUUCUAUAAGUCAUUUACUAAGGAUUACCAAGAACCUUUGACCUAUAUUCACUUCCGUGGGGAGGGAGAAGUAGAGUUCAAGUCAAUUUUGUUUGUCCCAAAAAGCCCGCCGCCGACCUUCCUUCAAGGUUCAGAUGACUGGUUUCAUAACAUCAAGCUAUUUGUCCGACGUGUAUUCAUCACAGACGAGCUUCCGAACUUCUUGCCGAGGUGGCUCAGCUUCCUAAAGGGUCUCAUAGACUCGGACGACCUUCCUUUAAAUGUUUCUCGCGAGACCUUGCAGCAACACGCAGCCCUCAAGGUCAUGAAAAAGCGUAUCAUUGGCAAGGCACUGGACAUGUUCAAAGCGCUCGCUGUCAGCGACGAAGAGAAAUACAUGGAGUUGUGGAAGAACUUUGGACAUGCCAUCAAGCUUGGCGUCAUCGAAGACCGCGCCCACAAAAAGAAGUUGAUGAAGCUGUUACGAUUCCGAUCCUCUCACUCGAGCAACUACACUACACUUGACGAGUAUGUCUCACGUAUGCGGAAAGGACAGCCUCAAAUCUAUUUCAUAACUGGCGAGAGCAUUGAGGCUUUCUCAACCUCACCAUUUGUGGAGAAGCUCAUCGCUCGUGGCUAUGAAGUGCUGUACAUGAAUGAUCCGAUCGAUGAAUAUCUCACUGGUAACUUGGAUGAUUAUGAGGGCAAGAAGCUACAACACGUUGGAAAAUCUGGUGUCAAAUACGGUGAUGAAGACGAGAAAAGCGCGGAAGAUUUGAAGGAGCUGGAAGAUAAAUUCCAACCCCUAAAGGAUUACUUGAAAGAAACGCUAAAGGAGUGGGUUGACACGGUCCGAAUUUCAAAACAGCUUACAAAAUCCCCAUGUGCCGUUCUGUCGAAUGAAUGGGGAGUGUCUGGAGCGAUGGAAAGGAUCCUACAAGCACAGGCACUGGGCCAAAAAGAUGAUUUCCGCACUGCGAUGUAUCUAAAACAGAAGAAAAUCUUUGAGAUCAACCCGGAUCACCCCAUCAUCGAAGCACUUCUUAAGAAGGUGAACGAUGGCAAGAGUGAUGACCUCAACGAUUCUGUAUACGUCUUGUUCGAAUCAACGGCCAUCGCAUCAGGAUUUGCCGUUCGGAAUCCGACCGACUUCGCCCAGAAGGUGGAGAAGGUUGUGAGGGAACGGCUUGGCGUGGAUUCUAGGAAAGAAGCCAAUGUGAAAGUAGUUCCCGCUCCCCCACGAGAGGACCCUGCCGAGAAGGCAGCAAAACAGGAAGAGGAUGAGGAAGACGCUCAUGAGCAUGACGAAUUGUAGAAUAUGUACUUAUAAGAAUUUAUACCAAUGGUUUUGACCUUUACAUCAUCCAUCAUUACACCGUCAAAUCUUCAUACAACAA